Molecule: messenger RNA, 2990 nt
Organism: Balaenoptera musculus (blue whale)
Lineage: Eukaryota; Metazoa; Chordata; Mammalia; Artiodactyla; Balaenopteridae
Gene: SGMS1
Product: sphingomyelin synthase 1
Exons: 6
Coding region: 298-1557 (419 amino acids)
Biological process (GO): sphingomyelin biosynthetic process; ceramide biosynthetic process
Cellular component (GO): endoplasmic reticulum membrane; Golgi membrane
Molecular function (GO): sphingomyelin synthase activity; protein binding; ceramide cholinephosphotransferase activity
Source: RefSeq, a predicted model, not a curated record
UGGCAGGUGAUGGAAAUGUACAGGAACAAUGGGAGAAGCCGGUAACUUAUAGGAAGCCAAGAUGACAAGAAUUUUAAAAAAUAAUCAAAGGAAGAAUCUUGUUCAAAAAUGAGGUGAAUUAAUGCUCAAGCACUCAAGAACCCCGGACAGCUACAUGAAGUGUUUAAAAACUGCCCUGACCACCUCGCCACACAAGUCUGUCAUGAGGCCUGACAGGAUGAGUGCACCACGGAGGCGCAGUGUCCUGCCCUGCAGGAACGGUGACUGCUGACCUGCCGGGAGCAAGCGGGGGGCCGCAUGCUGUCUGCCAGUACAAUGAAGGAAGUGGUUUAUUGGUCACCCAAGAAGGUGGCAGACUGGCUGCAGGAGAAUGCUAUGCCAGAGUACUGUGAGCCUCUGGAACAUUUCACAGGCCGCGACUUGAUCAACCUAACCCAGGAGGACUUCACAAAACCCCCCCUGUGCCGAGUCUCCUCCGACAAUGGGCAGCGGCUCUUGCACAUGAUAGAGACCCUGAAGAUGGAGCACCACUUGGAAGCACACAAGAACGGCCACGCCAAUGGGCACCUCUGCAUUGGCACAGACAUCCUCGCCCCUGACGGCAGCUUCAGCAUCAAGGUCAAACCCAACGGGAUGCCAAAUGGGUAUAGGAAGGAGAUGAUAAAGAUCCCCAUGCCAGAACCAGAGCGCUCCCAGUACCCCAUGGAGUGGGGCAAGACUUUCCUGGCCUUUCUUUAUGCACUUUCCUGCUUUGUUCUCACCACAGUGAUGAUCUCGGUCGUCCAUGAACGAGUACCUCCUAAGGAGGUGCAGCCUCCACUACCGGACACGUUUUUUGACCAUUUUAACCGGGUGCAGUGGGCCUUUUCUAUUUGUGAAAUUAAUGGCAUGAUCCUUGUAGGACUCUGGUUAAUUCAGUGGCUGCUCUUAAAAUACAAGUCUAUUAUUAGCAGAAGAUUUUUCUGCAUAGUUGGCACGCUGUACCUGUAUCGGUGUAUUACAAUGUAUGUAACUACACUCCCAGUACCCGGUAUGCAUUUCAACUGCUCUCCGAAGCUUUUUGGAGACUGGGAAGCCCAACUGCGGAGAAUAAUGAAGCUCAUUGCUGGCGGCGGCCUGUCCAUCACGGGCUCCCACAACAUGUGCGGGGACUACCUGUACAGCGGCCACACGGUCAUGCUCACGCUCACCUACCUAUUUAUCAAAGAGUAUUCCCCUCGACGACUGUGGUGGUACCACUGGAUCUGCUGGCUUCUCAGCGUGGUUGGAAUCUUCUGUAUUCUCUUGGCGCAUGACCACUACACUGUGGAUGUGGUGGUGGCAUAUUACAUCACCACAAGACUCUUCUGGUGGUACCACACUAUGGCCAACCAGCAAGUGCUAAAAGAAGCUUCCCAGAUGAACCUCCUGGCCAGAGUGUGGUGGUACAGGCCAUUUCAGUACUUUGAAAGGAAUGUCCAAGGCAUUGUACCUCGAUCUUACCAUUGGCCCUUCCCCUGGCCAGUAAUCCACCUCGGUAGGCAAGUUAAAUACAGCCGGUUGGUGAAUGACACAUAACAGCUGUACACGGUGGGGAAAGAGGAGCCGUCCGAAGUGCUAAGAACUCCAUGAGAAAAGAUGCCAUAAAAUGAACACCUCCCUUAUCCUGUUAUCUUUCAACAGUGACCUUGACUUAACCGAUUGAGUUACCUGGUCAGCACUGUGAUCUUUUUUUCUCUCCAAAGGACCCGCGUUGGACAACAAUAAAGAAAAUUUAACCUGUCGUGCACUGUACACAUUUCCUGUUCAUAGGCUUGGGAUUUACAUAACCUUGCAACCACCGUGUUCCUUUGUAUAUGAUGCAGCAGCAUAAAUGUAAGCUUUUAUAUCAUAAGUUCUGGUCUUUCCGGUCACACCUGGAAAUAAAGCGUAUUAUUUUCUUGGGAAAACAUACUUUUCAUAUCUCUUGCCCCAAAGAUUGGGCUGUAAGCCAUUUUCUAGCAAAUGUCUCUAUGAAGGUUUCUAAGUACCUGAAUGGGGUUCGAUUCUGAAAUCUUUCUACCUGUUGCACCAAUAUUCAAAUAAAAAUGACAGACACAGAAAGGUUUGGUAACUUUGGAUUUUGUAAAAAUCAGCAGAGACAGUGUGUCAAAAAGUGCAAAAAAAAAAAAAAAGAUUCUGUUAUAAAGUGAUUUUCUAAGUAUUUCCUAACUUUAUUUUUCAAAAUGAUGUUAUGAAAACCAAAUUUAAAGAUUUUUACAUGUCAGAGAAAAGAGAGUUAAAAUUUAAAAAUGCUUCUUGGGAGAGAAAUUUGUCUAUGUUUCUAGUGCCUUUCUUGUCUUGAUUGUAUGGUCAGUAGGCAAUCUUCAAUGUUUUUAUUUAAAAUAAAGUAUUCCAUGAAAAUAUAAAUGUAUGUAUACACUACUAAAUUUUGCAUUAUAGCUAAAUUAAAUCAGAAGACUGCUUAUGGUUUUUAAAUUGCUAUGAAUUAAAGAAUGGGAGAGUUAAUUAGACAGUCAGAGCCUGUUCCCAUAUUGUGAGCAGGUGGCAAUGACAGGUACCACUUCAAUUAUUUUAUCAUCUAUUUGGUAGUUUGAUUUUAACUAUACAGUGAAAACAGCCAUGAAUACUUUGUUUUUAAAAAGAGAGUUUUGAAAAUGAUCACUUAACUAAAAACUGAAAGCUAUAAAUUAGUUAUCCAUACUCUCAUGGCAAUUUUGUUGGUAAACAACAAAGAAGAGAUCUAUUUCUUUAAAAUAUAUUUGUGCAGGAACUGCAUGUAACUCCUAAGUUUUACUCCUAACAUGAGUAUGUUUGGGGAAGUAUUCUAUUCUAUACUUGCCAAUGUGGAGAACAAAAUAGUUUUUUAAGAAUGAAGAAGUAUAUAUAUCCAUUCUGUAUUUUACGUGCAGCAGAAUUAUCUUCCGUAGGGUUUUUUUUGUGUAUUCACAAGGUAAUAUUUGUAUUGUAAAACAAUAAUGGUGAAGGAAAUAAAAAGGCUUUUAAAAUUU